Messenger RNA from Miscanthus lutarioriparius, 366 nucleotides. Lineage: Eukaryota; Viridiplantae; Streptophyta; Magnoliopsida; Poales; Poaceae. The record is from the annotation of a GenBank genome assembly.
AUGUUGGAGGUGGACUGCCCCUGUGUGACGCCUGAGGUUGUCUUGAAGGCAUCAGGCCAUGUCGAGAAGUUUACUGACCUCAUGGUUAAAGACGAGAAGACAGGCACAUGCUACCGUGCUGACCACUUGUUGAAAGAUUUUUGCAAGGAGAAGCUUGAGAAAGACCUUGCCUUGCCCCAAGAGAAGGCUGAUGAAUUUAAGCGUAUUCUUGCCAUUUUGGAUGACUUCUCAGCAGAGGAACUUGGUGCAAAGAUUAAGGAAUACGGCAUUGUUGCCCCUGAUACAAAGAAUUCGCUUUCUGAUCCCUACCCGUUCAAUCUUAUGUUUCAGACAUCUAUUGGCCCCACUGGCCUUAGCGUGGGGUAA